This is a messenger RNA of Cuscuta campestris, 2598 nucleotides long. The record is from the annotation of a GenBank genome assembly. Lineage: Eukaryota; Viridiplantae; Streptophyta; Magnoliopsida; Solanales; Convolvulaceae.
AGGCCUCCCAUUUCAGAAUUCACCGUUUUUCCAGAUCCAAUCAAUUCCAUUCUCAGAUUUGUUUUAAUUGCAUAUGCUGGAUUGACGGCGCGAAUGAAGAGAACAAUUUCAGUUCAGUUUUAUACAGUGAGAGACUGAGAGAUUCGAGUCGUUUUCAACCCUUGUUUUGGAGUGGAAAUUGUGGUUUGUGAGGGUAAAAAGAAGGAAUGAUGGGCCGGUCUUCGGGUUGGGCACCAAGGAAUGCUGGUGGUUUUAGGGCGGAUAAUUUAGGCCAAGAUGCACUGUCUAUGAUAAGGAACCUCGGUUUUGCGGUAUUUGUGAUCGGGGUGCUGAUUUUUACUAUAAUUGCGGCGACCUAUCAACCUGAAGACCCACUGUUUCAUCCAUCUGCUAAGAUGACAAAUUUUCUGACUUCAAGGUCCAAUGCCACAUUCAAAGCCGAUGACACUGUGGUGAGGACCGGGGAAGACUUCAUUGCUUCAAACCAGAUCGCAUUUUCCAGCUUUAUUAACCUUACAGAUGUUGAAAUUGCAGUUCCUAUUCUUGAAACUGGCAAUGAUCUUGAGUGCCAAGGGAAAACCGAUGAUCCCAUCGACUGUAGGGACCCGGACGUGUUCCAUUUGUUGAUGAAAGCUACUAUUGAGAAAUUUCCAGAUGCACACUUUUACAAGUUUGGGAAACCCGUCCUCGGCUCGAAUGAAAGCACCUGUCACAUGGCGUGGCGGUUCAGGCCCAAGGAAGGAAAGACUGCUGCCUUUUAUAAAGAUUACAGAAGUUUUGUCAUCUCUAGGUCAGAGAAUUGCACACUCAGUGUGGUUGGGAUUGGGGAGUAUCAUUCUGGAGGGAAUGCCAGGAAGAGGAAGAGAAACCACAAGGUAGGACCAGAUAAAACAGGAAAGUCUGACGAAGGGUUUGAGAAGGUGCCGAGUGAGACAGUGGCGAGCCAGGGGAGCAUUGCCCUGCCCGUGGUCGGGGAAGCCGUGAACGACUCCCUUCCCAUUGUGGAAUCAGAAUCUUCGUUUCGGCGGGGAAAGUAUCUGUUUUAUUCCGGCGGGGGCGAUAGGUGCAAGAGCAUGAACCAUUACUUGUGGAGCUUCAUGUGUGCGUUGGGAGAAGCCCAGUAUUUGAACCGGACCUUGGUGAUGGAUCUAAGUAUAUGUCUCAACAAGAUGUACACCUCGUCCGGCCAAGAUGAGGAAGGGAAGGAUUUCAGGUUUUAUUUCGAUUUCGAGCACUUGAAGGAUUCGGCGUCUGUACUUGACCAGACUCAGUUCUGGGAGGACUGGAACAAGUGGCACCAGAAAGAUGGGUUGACCCUCCAUCUCGUGGAGGACUUCAAGGUUACUCCGAUGAAGUUAGCCGGUCUGAGGGAUGCUUUGAUAGUUCGCAAGUUCGGGAGCGUGGAACCGGACAACUACUGGUACAGGGUGUGCGAGGGUGAGACCGAGUCGGUCGUUCAACGGCCGUGGCACCUGGUGUGGAAAUCAAGGAGGUUGAUGGACAUAGUUUCCGCAAUCGCGUCUAGAUUGAAUUGGGAUUACGACUCCGUCCAUAUCGUGAGAGGCGAGAAGGCGAGAAACGAGAAAAUGUGGCCGAACCUCCGGCGGGACACCUCGCCGGAGGCCGUCCUCUCGUCAUUGAAGGAUAAGAUCGAAGAGGGGAGGAACUUGUACGUGGCGACCGACGAGGGCGACGUGUCGUUCUUCGACCCGCUCAAGGACAAGUACUCGACGCAUUUUCUCGACGAGUACCGGGACCUUUGGGACGAGAAGAGCGAGUGGUGGUCGGAGACGGCGGCAAAGCUCAACCGCGGGAACCCCGUGGAGUUCGACGGGUACAUGAGGGCAUCCGUCGAUACGGAGGUUUUCUUGAGGGGCAAGAAACAGGUUGAGACGUUCAACGACCUCACCACGGACUGCAAGGACGGGGUUAACACGUGUUGAGACCCCCGUCGCCCCCCGCCUCCCGAAAGUUUGUACUCUUCUGGUGCCCUCUCUCCGUGUUGUGUUGGUCCAAAAUCUCAGUAACUCUGCAGGGAAAGUUUUUACUAUCUGUUUGGCCACUUUGGCAUGGCAGUUCAUAGAGCAUCUGAAGCUUCUCCCCUUUCCAAACAGGAUAUAAGCUUCAGUGUUUCACUUACAUCUGCAUUUGUAGCCUCUGUUAAUCUUAUUUUAUUUUUGCAUAUUUCCUUAUUUGCUCUUGAACUAUCUUUCAUGUGAGAAAAUGGAGUAGAAAUUACUACUUGCUAAAAUAAGUUGAGGGUAAUGUUAGAAACUGUACAUGAAAGCACACUGUCAAGCCAAGUGUGAGAGACAGUAUUAUCCAUUUGGGUUUGUACUUAGGUUCGAUUCCCAGUGGAGGUGUUCGGACAACACUAUAUUGCACUUAAGUGAAUAGCACUAAAAAAUUGGAUGGAGUAUUUACUUUUGAACAUUUUUAUUAAAUUCUAUCAAGUGUCAUCUCUGGUGUCAAUGUAGCUGGAUUCUUAAUCCAUAUCCUGGGCAUGGGUAUAUUGCAAUUUUCUUUUAGUAUGUUUUAAGUAGACCUACAAAGUGUUAUGAUUUCAUUCUUUGUUUUGAAUAAUGCGUUUAUCACUUG